CUACGAACUGUCAUUAUGGGCACGCAGAGCUGUCAACUCUGAAACUAACCAGCAUGCUGGCUUGUUGGUUAAUAAGCUCCACGGUAUUCCCAGCACUGUGCUAAAGUUAACUGUGGCAAUAAAACAAACCCAUGCUGCCGUUUGCGUAAUUUUAAACGGUAGGAUCAUUUUUAUGCGUGCAUUCAUCACCAUAAGCAGCCCAUUUAAUUUUACUAGGCUAGCUAUAGCUGGCUGGCUAAACAAUUCCAUUUAGCUAUCAUACAUAACCUUAGUUAAUGUUGCUACAUUCGUGUUCUUACAAAACGCAAUAACGUCACUACAUACUUCUGCUAGUUAAUGAAUGCCAAUAUGCAACAUUAUCAUGCGGUCUUUGUCUAGCUAAUGUCUGUGGUUAUUCAUUGUCAUAUUAUGACCCAUGCCAAAGGUUUUGAGAUAAUAGUAACAGGUAGCAGUCCAGGGACCUGUAUCACGAAGCAGGAUUGCUGGUUGGCUGGAUAACUGCCCUAAGUAAAACCCAUAAACCUCUUGAAUCUGGAACAUGGACUGAAGUAAAAAGAGCUGUCCCAGGUUUUAUCCAUCUCUAAAUAAUCCUAAUUCAUGAUUCAGGCCUGAUCUCUUCCAGCUGUCAACAUUGAAUCAAGAGGUACCCGAUGGCGGUGCUGAACCUGUCAUUUGCGGCCUGCGGGUUUAUGGGGAUUUACCAGCUGGGCGUGCUGGGAGCUUUCCUGAGGCACGGAGAGAGGCUGCUGCAGACCGUGCAGGUGUGCGCUGGGGCGUCUGCGGGGGCGCUUGUUGCAACCGUGCUGGUCACUGCACCAGACAGGCUGGAGCACUGCAAGGAGUUUACGUACAGAUUUGCCAGUGAGGUGCGGAGGCAGAAGCUGGGAGCUGUGACACCAGGAUAUGAUUUUAUGCUCACACUAAGGGAAGGGAUAGAAGAGAUCCUGCCGCCCGAUGCCCACCAGAUGGCCGGGGGCCGCCUGCACAUAUCUCUCACAAACUCCAGAACCAGGAGGAACCGCAUGGUGUCCCAUUUCGCCUCCAGGGAGGAUCUCAUCAAGGUUCUGCUUGCCAGCAGCUUCGUGCCUGUUUAUGCUGGAAUCAAAGCUGUGGAAUACCAAGGCCAGCGCUGGAUUGAUGGUGGGCUGACGGACAGCCUGCCAAUUCUGCCGGAGGGACGUACCAUCACCGUGUCCCCGUUCAGUGGACCCCAGGACAUCUGCCCCCAGCACGUUGGCCUGGCAAACCUCCACCUCAAACUCGCCAACAUGGACGUGAUCCUUUCUACAGACAACUUUAAAAGGCUCAAUCAAGCUUUGUUUCCGCCAACGCUGGACAGAAUGAAAACUAUUGGCCAAGAAGGAUACUACGAUGCAGUGAGGUUUUUGAGAAAAGAAAACUGGUUCAGUUAGCUUUUUAUUGUUAAUUUUUAUCAUUUUUAAAAAUGAUUUUAUCUAUAUCCAAUGUUUAAGCCGGUGUUUUGGAGCAGAAAUGAGAAAAUUCUUGGAGUGCAUUAUAGGUGAACGUUCCCAGUUGGGACCAGGUUUGAGGGCUCUGAAAAUGUCUCAUCACCAUUAUAAUAGUUGGGUGACAUUUUGGGCCUUUCAUGACACGAGGUAAAUAAGGAAUGGACUGGUUCUCUAUCCUGCGAUUUGGGUUGUUGCCAUGGAAAUACCGAUUGUAACUAGCCAGUGGUGACAAGGAGGUCUGCCACACCUGCCAGGCCAUGUAGACAAGGACAGGAAAUGGUAGGCAGCAAGUUCUUUUGAAGUGCAGAUACUGUGGCACUUGUCUGGCCAAUCGAAGGGCAGGAGGUUAGAACAGAGGUCAGAGGUCAGUGUGAUCAGAACCACGGCUGCUGAUCUGACAGGAAAUUGUCUUAUGGGAGAGAUCUGGUGUACAAGGCUUAUACAACUAAGAAAAGUGAUGGCGCCAGGUUUAAGGUAAUUGGCUUUCAGUUGUAUGGAAACCCCAUAACACUGCAAGGUAUGAACUAAAAAUAUACACAUGUGCUUUAGGUUCAUUGUAAAAUUAAUUUUCUGGAACACACACACAUGCAUACACACAUAAUGAUAUGACUCUACCUAUCAAGUUUAAUUGCAAACAUUUUUAUAUAUUUUAUUGGUGUGAUGCAGUAUACAAUUUUACCCAAAACAUUAGUGGGUUAGAGUACAUUUGUAUUUUUACAUGUGCCGUUUUAAUUUCAACAUAUGUUUCCAAAGGGAACCUAAACCUGCAUGUUUUUGUUACAAUUUUCAGAACAAAUUAUGCAGAACGGGAACUUGAUCAGCCGGUCCACCAUAACAAAGGUGAUUUCAGCCACAAGAAAUGCCAGAGCACUACAUAGAUAAGAGUAAUAAAAUGCAUGAAAUAUUUGAGGAGGCAUCAACCCACAGACACUACUGUAAUGGUAGUAUCUGUGGGUUGACAGAUACUACAUUAUAUUAAACUAAAAUUUGACAAACUAUUUUUGUUCAGACAAAGAAAUGCAUUAGUAAAUUUAGGAUUUUAAAUAGAGCACACAGAGAAUUUUGAAUAGUUAAUAAUCAAAUGUAUGUUGUGUCUUCGGGUAAUUCAUGCUCUCCCUGAAAGAUAGAUCUUUCGCUUGCAUCACUGUGGUCCAGAGGCCACGACUCUGAGGCAAGCUAUUUACACAAAAAUAGGCUCACUACCUCAAAGAGGUGGUCAUCCAGUUCACAUAAAAUGGGAUGGUUUCUAUAUGUGAGAGCAAACAGUUCUGUUAUCUGUAGAUUCCUUUUCACCUUUAAAAAAAGGGUUUUACUGGACACAUUAUGCAUCAAUAGCUCAAAUCAGCACUAAUUGUUGUGUUUGCAUUUGACAUCUGAUUUUGUGUUGAUAUACUUUAACCCCUUCACUUUUUACUAGGACUGUGCUACGAGCAUGUUGUAAGACUGUUUCAUUGUCACUAUGUCUCCUAUCAAGAUAUCUUCGGCAUUAGUUUCAAGUAUCUUGUGUAUAUUACCUUUUUAAAUGACUCAGAAAUGGUUGCUUGUUUAUAGUGAAAAUGCAUGUUUUAUAAAAUCCAGAAGAUGAAACAA
Anguilla rostrata (American eel) is the source of this 3059-nucleotide messenger RNA. RefSeq names its product patatin-like phospholipase domain containing 4 (gene pnpla4). Bases 651 to 1412 code for a protein of 253 amino acids. The record is from RefSeq and is a predicted model, not a curated record. Gene Ontology annotation, biological process: lipid homeostasis; triglyceride catabolic process. Gene Ontology annotation, molecular function: triacylglycerol lipase activity; retinyl-palmitate esterase activity. The transcript has 7 exons. Lineage: Eukaryota; Metazoa; Chordata; Actinopteri; Anguilliformes; Anguillidae. Gene Ontology annotation, cellular component: cytoplasm; lipid droplet; membrane.